Messenger RNA from Dentiscutata erythropus, 1130 nucleotides. The record is from the annotation of a GenBank genome assembly. NCBI's taxonomy places the organism in Eukaryota, Fungi, Glomeromycota, Glomeromycetes, Diversisporales, Gigasporaceae.
AAUGGGGUGGUAUUAAUGUUUCAAAAGAUAUAGUAACAUGGAAUCAUUUAGGAGAUGUUAUUAUUUAUAACCAACCUAUUGAUUAUGAAAAGAAAAAUAAAAAAGCCUAUGAUUUUUUAACAAACAGAGGUGAAAAUAAAUACACCAAUAUCGAUUUUCUUAAAGAAAUCCAAAAAUAUUUUUCAUAUCUAUUGGAAAACAAAAUUAAAAAUAAAAAUAAUGACGAGUAUGAAAUUCAGAAUCCUAUAACAAGAUUAAAUCAAUUAUUUUACCCAUAUCAAAUUAAUAGAAUUUUACAUAGUAAAUAUAUUAAUGAUAGAAAGAAAUUUCAAUUAAUGUGUAUUGCAUAUUAUUUUGGAAGUGAAGAAAAACAAAAUGGAGUAAAAGUAUUGAUAAAAAAAGAUUACGAUGAGGUGAUGAAAGGUAAAGAAAUAACUUUGGAUAUUGUUGAAAAUGUAAACAAAGUUUCUUAUUCAAAGUUAGAUUAUAUAAAUGAAAUGCAAAAUUAUUAUGAAUACGUAUUACGUGUUUAUAAAGAAGGUUUAAAACAUGAUUCUAUUGAAAUUAUUAAACAAGAAUUAAAAUUAUUGAAAGAAGAGGUUAAUUUAAUUAAAAAUUCAUAUGAAAAAGAGGUAAAACAAGAAUUUGAUUCGUUUAAAAAAUUAAUUGAAGAGCAAAAAAAAAUCGAUACUUUGGUAACAAAAAUUUGUAUUCGUAUUACAGUACAUGAACCACGUGAUGUUAGUACUACUAAAAAAACUACUCAAGGAAUCUGUAAAGAUUAUCCUUUUGGCAAAACAAUUCGAUUCUAUGUAUAUGAUGGGAAAGAAGCUGACUUUUCAAUUACAGAUUUUCCUAUAGAAUUAAGAAAUCAACUUCAAAUUACCGAAGAUUAUAUAACCAAUAAAAUUAAUGAAUUGCAAGAAAAAAUUGACAAUUUAAAUUUAUUAAAACAAGAAUUUGAUUUGAUCAAAGAACAAGAGAAAAUUAAUAUUUUAGUAAGAGAAAUAUGCACGAUGUUGAGUAUAAAUUUGGAUGAUGAUUUGUUAAAGAUACAUCAUGCUUUAUUACCAAAUAAUAAUAUAGAUAAUGUUACAGAUCAAAAAGAAAUCAUCAAAUCAAUAUGUGAC